Protopolystoma xenopodis is the source of this 423-nucleotide messenger RNA. Lineage: Eukaryota; Metazoa; Platyhelminthes; Monogenea; Polystomatidea; Polystomatidae. The record is from the annotation of a GenBank genome assembly.
AUGGCGCAGAUUCAAGAGGGUCUCCACGUCCUUCAAGAAGAAUGUCCAGGUCUAUUAACUGGCCGCGCUACUGGUAUUCCAACUCCUGCUCCCACGGCUCCGUCUUCUGUAUCUGCGACUUCAGCAACAGCUGACGGUGGCACUGAAGGAACAAACAAUAGUACUGCAGUUACUUCUGUAAGACCGUCAGAUGCAAGUGUUGCCGACACAAUUGGCUCUGUCACUGGUACUGGUACUGCCACUGCCACUGAAGGGUCUUCUGCCGAGCAUUCCGGUCCCUCGAGCCAGUCAGAGUUAGCCACUUUACUCGCCAGCAUGUUGAAUAUGAUGGCGAUCACAAACCUUCCGGCAAAUGAACAGUCACUUGUUGCCGGUCAGACGGGCGCUGGGACGACAGGAUUAUUUGGCCAGGUAAACAUCUAA